UAUACACAGUGCGAGGAGCGAAAAGUGCUUGCUGUAAAUUUAAAUGAUCUAAACGAUCUGUAAUUUCGAUCGGUUGACACGCUCGUUUUCCACGAUGUCUGAGAACAGCGAGCACUCGCCGGACGACACCGAAACGGAGACAAAGGCGAUGGAAGAUCUUCCUAACGAUUCAUCCAAGAGCGAAACAAAAUUAAUGAAUCAGGUAGAUACGGCUCUGCUCGAGGAUGAGGAAAUGCCGACGUACAUUAGCGUGUCUAGUAUCACAAGACCAGAUGACUCGGACGUUAACAUGAAGCAGCCCGAAAAUGAGUCUCAAGAGGUGGAAGAGGAUCGUAGCCCGAGUCCCUAUCCCAGCGACGAUCAAGCAGCGAGUAGUGUGUAUGUUUUAUCAUCUGGAGAAGAAACCGAUCAGCAUCCUUAUAACGACGAAGAUGACGAAGAUGAAUAUGGAGAUAGUGACGAUAUGGAAAAUUUAGAGCUUGAUAAUGAUUUUGAUUCGGAUCAUCCAAGUAACAUGAAGCAUUUAAUGGAUGACGAGGACGAUGAUGAAGAUGACGAAGAUGAAGAAGAUGAUGAAGACAAUCCUAGACAAAUGCAUGAUGAUGAUAAUUACGAAACAGAUUAUUAUGAUGGAAGAUCUGAUGAUUUUAUCUUUAAUAGGAGAUUGAAAAAUCGUCACAAAGAAAAGAGCCUUUCUCUUCAAGAUUUGAAAAUAUACAAGAAUAAUGUGAAUGAUGGAUAUUUUAAAAGAAGACACCCACAAGGUUUAAGGCCAAAUUAUCCAAACAUUUCAGAGCAAGCUGUUAUGUAUUCUAUGAUUCAGAGAAAGCAACCAAUGCCAGAAAAAUAUCAUUAUGUACAAAGCAAAGUUAAACGCUAUAUCAAAGAUAUAAAAGAACAAAAUAGACGUUCCAUGGAAAAACAUGUAAAACAACAUCAGGAAGAUACAACUCACUAUAAAAGCAACAGCGAUCAUAAAAACAAUGAUACAGAAAAAACAACGCCUAUAGUGAUUCACAAGACAAUAAAAGAUUAUGCCCAAAGAAUGAUCAAGGAGUUACAAAUCGCAGAAAAAAACAUGAUGGAUAAAGAGGCCUAUGAUGCUAUUAUUACGCCAAUAAUAUUGAAUGGACAAGAAAAUAAAAACUGUUUAGAGUCAAUACAUGAAGAAUCCAUACAGACUGAAGUUCAAAUAGAUAUACCAUUUGAGUCAACACAGAAUGAAAGAGAUCUUGCGAAUAUAGAUAGUAAAAUGCAAAAACAAAAUGGAACAAUUGAAAAUAAAUCAUUAAAAUUCAAUUAUACUGAUAAAGAAACUCCAAAUUUUCCAUCUCUUACUCAAAAUGGUCAUCAAGAAGUACCAACGGUAUUUUACGAUUUGCGAACUUUAAGUUAUGACGAGUAUAUGCAUGGCACUUCUAAUUCUAGUCAAAAAACUGAUUUAAAUAAGAACGCCCAUGUUAUUGAGCAAGAACAUAUUCAACCUGAGGCAUUUAAUAAUUCAGAUCUAAUGGAAGUAUCCACAGAUGGAGAAGAAGAUACUUGUUCUUUAAGGAUUGAGAAUAUAAAAAGCAUUAAGACAAUGUCAGAUGAAGCAAAACAUAAUAAUGAGCAAAUACCUCUUGAAAAAACAAAUGAAGAAUUUAAGACGACUUUGGAUACUUCAGAAGUUACCACAUUGAAAAAGAAAUUAACACAGAAAACUGUAAAAUAUAACAGUCUGCUUGAUACAUAUCAAAAGCAGCUUAUGGAAAAUCUAAAAAUGAAACAAGAGUUGGAUGAAUUGAGAAAAACAUUAGCAAAAUAUGAAAAAGAAAACAAACCUCCGGAACAGAAGGUUGCAUCAGUUCAAACAGACAUUUUUAUCGAUUCUGUAUCUAAUCAACCCCAAGAUCAAACUGAGCCUACACAUGUCAAACAAUCCAACAAUAAAAUAUCAGGUAGCAGUGUCGCUUCGACGUUAAGCUCUAUAGAUCAGUGGAGUUCCAGUGCCUGUAAUUUAUCAGUAUCCAUUAAACCACCCGAAAUAGCAAAAACAUUACAGUCUGACGAUAGUAUAAUACUGACUGACGGUACACCAAGGAAAACACGUUCAUUAUCACGCGCAUUUAUUACUUCCUCCCGAAUCUUGCAAACUCUUUCAAGUAUUACACAAGGAAAAACAAAGCCAGAAAAUCCAUUGGUACAAAAUUCAAAGAAAAGAUCAAAUGAAAAUGUAUCGAUGGAUCUGCAAAAUGAUGAUAGUAGUUAUCAAUGUCUCCCUUCCAGCUCUAAGAAAAGAAAGAUUACAGACAUUCUUGAACCAUCUAAUUUUCUACAAUCUUUUAAAGUUUCCCAAGCCUCUGUAGAACUGCAUCCAAAGUUAAAUGAAACGCCUUCAGAAUCCCAAUUUAAAAACUCAUGUGAUUCAGUAAAUAAGAAUGUAGAUUUGCAAUCAAGUUUACCUAAUGCCAAUACAAGUCAAUUAGGAACUGCUACAUCUAUAGUAGAGAGCAAGACAGAAACCGCUGAUGAUCCAGAGGAUAAUGUAAAGUGCUUUGUAUAUCGCGAGGAUGAAAAUAGUAAAGAUCGCAGUUUUCUUAUUCUAGCAGAGGAGGCUGAAAAUGAUAAGGCUAUUAAUGAAAAAGGACGCAGACGAGAAUGCGGUCCAUACUUACUUGGUAAUGUAGAAGUAAGAAUGUCUGAAAUGAACGGUACAAUCAACAUUUGGGGUAAAGAGAUCAGUCAAGAAUCCACUGCUGAAACUGAAAAUGACACAGAAGCAUCUACUAAAAUGAAAGAUAAAAAUUAUCAUUGUUGGCAAAAGACGCCAAAUACUAGAUUCAAUGGCAGUAAUUUAGUAUGUUCAACAAGUAAAAAAUCAAAAAGUCCUAAAUUUGAACUAUCUUCAGCAGCAUCUAAUUUUUCAUGUCUAAAUUCACCUUCGUUUAACAUAGCAAAAGCAUCUUGUUCUACAGAUAAAGCAGAUAAAUUAUGUAGUUCAAAUGCGUGUGAAGACUGUGAUUUCUCAAAAUAUCGUAAGGAAUGGCAAAGAUAUAAACGAAUACAUCCCCAAGAAAAAUUACAUUCCUACUGCACUCAUGAUAUAGACACGUCAGAGAAGAAGUGCAAUUGUUCCUUACAUAACGAAAAGCAAAAGUUCGAAGAUAGUUUUAUUUAUAGCAAAGAAAAGUUAAGCACCCAAGAACAUCGACAAAGUUUUUCAAGAAACCUAGAGCCUAACAAGCAUUUACAUGAAAAUAUUGCCUCAGAAGAUGACGAGCACAUUUGUAAAAAUUAUACGGCGUAUCAUUCACCGCACAAUCCAGAGAAUUGUCAAGAAAAUCAUAAAUUUUGUACUAUGUUAAAAGAAACUUGUGAGCCACUAAUAAUGAAUACAGAUCGGGAAUAUAACGAAUCCUGUAGUCACUCAUCUCCUAAUAUACAUGAAGAAGAGCCAUUAAUAACUCUGAAACAAUGUAGUGAAAGACCAGAGAUGAGACGACGAAGAAUAAUUGGGAAAAGGGUACGAGGAAUUUUAAUGGAUCUUGUACGAGGGUGUGGAGAUUGUUAUAAUUCUAAUCCUAAUGUAUCCAAUAAUAACAAAAGCUGUACACACAAGAAGGAAUCUUAUUUAAGAAGUUCUCCACAAAUCAAAAUUUCGCCGUGUGCAUCUCCAGAACCAUUGUGUUCAAACGCAGGACAACCUGGAAGAUGCUGCCAUGCGUACGCACAGCGAAUUGAAUCUCAACUGGAAGAAUUUCGAAUGGAAAUGGAAAGGAUGCGAUCACGUUCGGAUGCUAUUCUUAAUAUGCUCAAUAUGCUUCAUUCAGUGGAUACAAACUAAAGAAAUCCAUCUCAAUGUUAUUCUUUUUUUUUCAUAUGUACAUAUAUCAUAUUUUUAUUGUUUAUUUUUUUCUCAACCACUACAGAACUAUUAUAGUAUCGUCCUACUUUAUUGCUUAUAA
Mycetomoellerius zeteki is the source of this 3947-nucleotide messenger RNA. RefSeq names its product kinesin-related protein 4. The transcript has 6 exons. Lineage: Eukaryota; Metazoa; Arthropoda; Insecta; Hymenoptera; Formicidae. Bases 95 to 3826 code for a protein of 1243 amino acids. The record is from RefSeq and is a predicted model, not a curated record.